CGAUCAGCGGCGCAACGAAUAGGCUUAGAUUAGAAGGAGGAGGAGGAGAAGGAGGCGAGGAGUAAAUAGUGCGUCCCUCAGUUCAGCCUAAAGCAGAGUAACGAGGUUCACGUGCAGUUAUCUUAUCCGUAUAAAAAUCCUUGAUACGUUUUUUCCUCCCGGAGCUUUAUUUUUUUCGACAAUUCGCGGGGACUGACCGUUUCAUUUCGUAACAGUCGGUCGGCUCUGAACGAUGCAUUCCCUCUCAGUGAUAUCUGUCCUAAUUUUGGGCAUCGCCGUUCCAGCUUUAGCGAACUACGUUGAGGCGUUGGCUGCCAAUGCCGGCACUGGCUUCGCUGUGGCCGAACCGCAGGUCGCCAUGUUCUGCGGGAAGCUCAACAUGCACGUGAACAUCCAGACAGGCCGCUGGGAACCCGACCCGUCCGGCACCAAGACGUGCAUGGGCAACAAGGAGGCCUUACUGCAGUACUGCCAGGAGAUGUACCCCGAGCUUCAGAUCACAAACGUGGUGGAGGCCAAUGAACCAGUGAAGAUUGAAAACUGGUGCAAGAAGGAUAAAAAGCAGUGCAAGGGCCACACACACAUCGUGGUGCCUUUCAAGUGCCUGGUGGGCGAGUUUGUGAGCGACGUCUUGCUGGUACCAGAGAAGUGCCGAUUCUUCCACAAGGAAGGCAUGGAUGUCUGUGUGAGCCAUCAGCAGUGGCACGGAGUCUCCAAAGAGGCUUGCGCCAAGAGCGGCAUGGUCCUGCAUAGCUACGGCAUGUUGCUCCCCUGCGGCGUCGACAAAUUCCACGGCACGGAGUACGUGUGCUGCCCCCCCUCCCACGUCGAGAGGCCCGGCCAACAGCCGCAGCCCUCUCAAGAGGAGGAAGACGAGGAGGGCAACAAGGAUGACGAUGAAGAGGACCUGAUGGAGCUGGACGAGGAUGAGGACGAAGAUGAAGACGAGGAGAGUGAGGCCCCAGCUCAGGAGCAACCAACUCGGAAGAUCGAGGUCGUAGAGGAAGUGGAGGACGACGAAGAUGAGGGAGACGAAGAGGAGGAAGCAGAGGAGGAAGAGACGGACUACGCAGACUACGAGGGAGACAACGAAGAGGAGACUGAGUCGAAGGAAAAGAACAGAGGGAGCCGACCCGCUGACUCAUCUCUGCAGGAGGUCAAAGCCGUGUGCUCCCUCCCUGCCGAGACGGGGCCGUGCCGCGCCUCCAUGCCACGCUGGCACUUCGACUUGAGUCGGAAGAGAUGCGUGCGCUUUGUGUACGGGGGCUGUGCUGGCAACCGGAACAAUUUCGACUCUGAGGAGUACUGCAUGGAGGUCUGCAGGCUGAUGAUCCCGCCCACCCCUCAGCCCACCGACGAGGUGGAUGUGUAUUUCGAGACGCCGGCGGACGACAAGGAGCACAGCCGCUUCCAGAGGGCCAAGGAGCAGCUGGAGAUCCGGCACCGCAACCGCAUGGAGAGGCUAAGGAAGGAAUGGGAGGACGCUGAACUGCAAGCCAAGAAUCUUCCCAAGACGGAGAGGCAAACUCUGCUCCAGCACUUCCAAGCCAUGGUGGAGUCCCUGGAGGAGGAAGCAGCCAGUGAGAAGCAGCAGCUGGUGGAGACCCACCUGGCUCGGGUGGAGGCCAUGCUGAAUGACAGGCGCCGCAUCGCACUGGAAAACUACCUGGCUUUUCUGCAAGCCGACCCCCCCAGGCCCCAUCGCAUCCUUCAGGCCCUCCGGAGGUACGUCCGGGCCGAGAAUAAAGACCGCCAGCACACCAUCCGCCACUACCAGCAUGUCCUCGCCGUCGACCCCGACAAGGCUGCCCAGAUGAAGUCCCAGGUGAUGACCCACUUGCACGUGAUUGAGGAGAGAAUGAACCAGAGCUUGUCACUGCUGUACAAGGUCCCGUAUGUGGCUGAGGAGAUCCAGGAUGAAAUCGAUGAGCUCCUACAGGAGCAGAAGGCAGACAUGGACCAGUUCCUGUCCUCUAUCUCCGAGUCCCAGCCCGAUGUGACGGUGUCUUCCGAGGUGACUGUGGCUCGGGCCGGCUCGGAAGGAGAACCUUACCGUCCCUUCCAGGUCGACACGCUGGGUUCUCGGCAGGUGAUCGAGGGUCCACUUCCCGAUUCCCCACGCGCCAUCAAGAAAGGGUCAGGGAUCUCGGGCCUCGACGGGCUGAUCGGUGCCGAGGAGAGAGUCAUUAACAGCAAGGGGAAGAUGAACGAGGACGUGGUGAUUGAUGAGUCUCUGGAUGUUAAAGAGGUGAUUUACAGUGCAGAGAGAGUCAACAGUGUGCAUGAUGAUGAGCUGGAAUCAUACCGGCCCCUGGGGGAGGAGUUUAGCUUUGGGAGCAGUGCUCUGAUUGGUCUGCUGGUAAUUGUUGUGGCCAUAGCGACAGUGAUUGUGAUCAGCCUCGUCAUGCUACGGAAGAGGCAGUAUGGCACCAUCAGUCAUGGUAUCGUGGAGAUUGAUCCCAUGCUGAGCCCAGAGGAGCGCCACCUGAGUAAGAUGCAGAACCACGGCUAUGAGAACCCCACCUACAAAUACCUGGAGCAGAUGCAGAUCUAGCUCAGGGGGCGCUGUGGAGCAGAGAAAAGAGCAGUCGAGGGCAAACAUACCACUAAACAAUAACAAUACUGUCCAAAAAAUAUUCUUCCAACAUGACAAUUGCGAAUCGUGUCACAUUAUAAACCUUUAUAAUAAAAUCUUUAAGUAAUGCUACUAUGGUUUUAUUGUAGAACAGGUUACUUUUGUCCUCCCCCCUCUAAAAAGGCAGCGUAACAAUUUAAAACUCCUGCGGAAUGUGAUUUGACAAAUUAUUCAACAGUGAAUGUUUCCAGAAUAAGGAAAAUUACUCCACUUGGAUUCAUUCGGCAUGUAGGGGUUUUUAAAUUGCCAGACCAAGUGUGCAAUUGGUUCACAUCAACUAAAUGUAAUUUAAUAAGUUGUUUAAAAUUGUCAAAAUGUCUAAACCUAGAUUCUAAGGUUUUUUUUUUUCUUUUCAUUUUAAUAGAUUGCUUGUAUAUGAAGGUUCUUUUUACUGAUUUUAAUGUAUAGUGAAACAAAAAGGGUUUUAUUUUUUCCAUUCUUUGCUAUUAACUACAAACUAAUGUAUUUCUUAAUACAAAUAGGUGUUACUUCAUUCCUCCUUUCCCCCUCACUAAAAGCUGAUGUGUAGGAUGUGAUGGUAUCGAUAGGAACACCUCGGGGUGCGUGUGUGUGUGCGCGUGUGUGCGCGUGUGUGUGUGUGUGUGUGUGUGUGUGCGUGCGCACACACACGCGCGCGAGUUCAUGGGGCCACACAGCCCUCCAACCUCAAACUCCCUUACCAAGCACAGGCAAACGGAAGCCCUGUGAUAUCACUCCAUUUCCUAUUCCGUUUGGAUGGUCACAGUGGCGUCUCCCUCGAAUUGCCAAUUGCUCAGUUUCAGUGAAACUGAUUCAUAAGGACCCCGGAAUAGAAGAAAACGAGGGACGUUCUCGAUUUAAAAGACAUUUUCUGGCCUGACAGUCUUGUGUGAAUAUAUCAGUGUCAACGCAGCAGCAGCCAUAACAUUUUCAGUUCUGGUGAAAGAACGGCAAGGAAGAAGCAGCAUGGCACUGCAUAUGUGUCACUUUUAAAUUAUAAGCUCGUUAAUUUCUGUAUAAUACAGGGCAGAGCUCUAAUAUAUAACAAAUAAGACAUUUACCGUUGGUUAUGUCUGGCAAAGGGUCAUUGAGGGCUGGAGGCCUGUACAGACCAACAAUCGGGCCCAGACAGCAGGUCUAACAGAGGCACAACCCGUUUCCCAUGUAAAUGAUGCAGAGAGAACUGAAUUUCUUUUCACACAUAAUAAUGUCUUUGUAUGCCUGUAUAGUUGAUGUCUCUGUCGUGGCUUUUAUGGAAGACAACCUGUGGUGUGCAUUGUUCUUCUGACCUAUAUAAAUAUAUAUAUAUAUAUUUUCCAGAUUUGUUUUCUUUUUGUUUCCUAUUUCGGAUUCUGUUCCCUUCCCGUGGCAGUACCUCCUACGUAUGUGGCUGUCUCACUAUGCACCAAAAUGGCUUAAAAUCUUGUAAGUACCUGCUUAGUUGCAGGAGGAGUAAGAAUGAUUACAAAUAUACAUACAUUUUAAAAUAAAGCAAAAUUAUGUCGAUUGCAGAGGUGGGGGGGCGUAUCAAUAAAUUCACUUUCUUCCAUA
This is a messenger RNA of Brienomyrus brachyistius, 4165 nucleotides long. Its product is annotated as amyloid beta precursor like protein 2-like. The transcript is spliced from 18 exons. The record is from RefSeq and is a predicted model, not a curated record. Gene Ontology annotation, biological process: axonogenesis; central nervous system development. NCBI's taxonomy places the organism in Eukaryota, Metazoa, Chordata, Actinopteri, Osteoglossiformes, Mormyridae. Gene Ontology annotation, cellular component: membrane. The coding region runs from base 233 to 2554 and encodes 773 amino acids. Gene Ontology annotation, molecular function: transition metal ion binding; serine-type endopeptidase inhibitor activity; heparin binding.